Molecule: messenger RNA, 909 nt
Organism: Podospora pseudocomata
Lineage: Eukaryota; Fungi; Ascomycota; Sordariomycetes; Sordariales; Podosporaceae
Exons: 1
Coding region: 1-909 (302 amino acids)
Cellular component (GO): membrane
Molecular function (GO): transferase activity, transferring alkyl or aryl (other than methyl) groups
Source: RefSeq, a predicted model, not a curated record
AUGUCGUCGCCGGCUCGGUCCCUCGUCUCUUCUCUGACCUGGUGGUCCCGAAUCUUUUGGGAAUUUGUCGAGAGUGACUUUCUCACUUUUGCUGUUCCCAACACGAUAUUUGGCCUCAUAGGAGCGGCGGCUGGGAGCUCUGCUGGACUCGUCGCCGGACCAGAUCCGUCACCCGUUGACAUCCUCAAGCGUUACCCCACAGUCCUCCUGUUCAACGCCUAUAACCUCUUGAUCUUUAACCUUGCGAACCAACGAUCGCCCGAGUCGAUUGCUGAAGACCGUGCAAACAAACCGUGGCGUCCGAUCCCAUCGGGCAAGAUCACCCCGGAGAAGACUCGCCAAGCACUCGUCUGCCUCCUUCCGGUGGCACUGUGGCUGAACUACAGCUUCAAUGUCUGGAAUGAGGGCCUCCUGAUCCAGCUUUUUAGCUGGUACUACAAUGACCUCAGAGCCGGCGACUCAGUCUUCCGUGAUGCCAUCUUAGCCACAUCAUAUGGUCUUUUCAACCUGGCUUCGCUCCGGCUGGCCAUCGGUCCCCACAACAGCGUCACUCAUCGCGGUCACACGUGGACGGCGUUGAUCAGCGCCGUUAUCCUCACCACGAUGCACAUACAGGAUCUCAAGGACCAGGAAGGUGAUCGCCAGCGCAGCCGGAAGACCGUCCCUCUCCUUUUUGGGGACGGGGUGGCGCGCUUGGCGCUGGCCUUCUGCGUCUUGUUCUGGUCCUGCGCCUGCGCCUCCUUUUGGCAGCUUACAUGGCGCAGCUAUGCCUUGCCGGUUGGCCUGAGCGGGUUCAUCGCCUGGAGGGUGCUGACAAAGAGGGAGGCUCGCGAGGAUGCGCGCACAUGGCGGUUAUGGUGUCUCUGGCACUCAAUGCUGUAUGCAGGCCCCCUGUUCGGCAGAGCAUGA